Humulus lupulus (European hop) is the source of this 2629-nucleotide messenger RNA. RefSeq names its product probable 1-deoxy-D-xylulose-5-phosphate synthase, chloroplastic. Gene Ontology annotation, molecular function: 1-deoxy-D-xylulose-5-phosphate synthase activity. The transcript is spliced from 10 exons. Gene Ontology annotation, cellular component: chloroplast. Bases 312 to 2474 code for a protein of 720 amino acids. NCBI's taxonomy places the organism in Eukaryota, Viridiplantae, Streptophyta, Magnoliopsida, Rosales, Cannabaceae. Gene Ontology annotation, biological process: chlorophyll biosynthetic process; terpenoid biosynthetic process. The record is from RefSeq and is a predicted model, not a curated record.
CCAAUAUCCAUGGUGAUAUGAUAUUUGGUGCGAGUCAAAAAAACCCUCUCUCCGGGUUGGCCACUUUGGUCUUUUAAAAAAAGGUUUUCACUCAGUGACACUCACUAUCAACCUCUCAAAUUUUUUCUUUUAUAUAACGCUCCACCAUACCAUACCAUCUCUACCACCUCUUCCUUAGUGGGAAUUUAGGCUCUUCUUCUUGGGCAUUCCAUUAAUAACUCGGUGUUCUUUUUCUGGGGUUUUCUCCAUUUGACCUCUAGUUAAGGUUUUGAAGCUGCUUGAGGUUUGUUAUUGUCUCUUUUCUUCUUGUAAUGGCGUUUUGUACAUUAUCAUUUCCUGCUCAUAUUAGCCGGGCAACCACACCAGUUUCGGAUCUUCACAAAACUAGCUCUUUCUCUUCUCGGUUUUAUUGGGGAGCAGAUCUGUUGCGGCCAUCUCAAUACAAGGUUAAUCAGCAGGUCAGGAAAAUACAAAGUGGGGUUUAUGCAUCACUGUCAGAAAGUGGAGAAUAUCACUCAAGGAGACCACCAACUCCUCUCUUGGACACAAUAAAUUUUCCAAUACAUAUGAAAAAUCUCUCUGUUAAGGAGCUUAAACAGUUAUCAGAUGAACUACGGUCUGAUGUCAUCUUCAACGUUUCUAACACCGGGGGUCACCUGGGCUCAAGCCUCGGUGUUGUCGAGCUUACUGUGGCUCUUCAUUAUGUCUUCAAUACUCCUCAAGAUAGGAUACUAUGGGAUGUUGGUCAUCAGUCCUACCCUCAUAAAAUCCUGACUGGAAGAAGAGAUAAGAUGCACACCAUGAGGCAAACCAAUGGGCUAGCCGGAUUCACUAAGCGGUCUGAGAGUGAAUACGAUUGUUUUGGGACUGGUCAUAGCUCUACCACCAUCUCAGCAGGCUUGGGAAUGGCCGUUGGAAGGGAUCUUAAGGGAAGAAAGAAUAAUGUAGUGGCUGUCAUAGGUGAUGGCGCCAUGACCGCAGGUCAAGCUUAUGAAGCCAUGAAUAAUGCUGGGUACCUUGAUUCCGAUAUGAUUAUCAUCCUUAACGACAAUAAACAGGUUUCUCUACCUACUGCUUCUCUUGAUGGGCCCAUACCACCUGUUGGAGCUUUGAGUAGUGCUCUCAGUAGGCUGCAAUCAAACAGGCCUCUCAGAGAAUUAAGAGAAGUAGCCAAGGGAGUUACUAAACAAAUUGGUGGAUCAGUGCAUGAAUUGGCUGCAAAAGUUGAUGAAUAUGCUCGUGGUAUGAUAAGUGGUUCUGGGUCAACACUAUUUGAAGAGCUUGGACUCUAUUACAUAGGUCCAGUUGAUGGUCACAAUAUAGAUGAUCUUAUUUCCAUACUAGGAGAGGUUAAGAGCACUAAAACAACAGGUCCAGUCUUGAUCCAUUGCAUCACUGAGAAAGGACGAGGAUAUCCAUAUGCAGAGAAAGCUGCUGAUAAGUACCAUGGGGUGGCCAAGUUUGAUCCAGCAACUGGAAAGCAAUUCAAAGGCACUUCUAGCACACAGUCAUACACAACAUACUUCGCAGAGGCUUUGGUUGCAGAAGCAGAAGCAGACAAAGAUGUUGUGGCAAUCCAUGCUGCAAUGGGUGGUGGAACAGGCUUGAAUCUCUUCCUUCGCCGUUUUCCAACAAGAUGUUUCGAUGUUGGGAUAGCAGAACAGCAUGCUGUUACUUUCGCUGCUGGUUUGGCCUGCGAGGGCCUUAAGCCUUUCUGUGCAAUAUACUCAUCUUUCAUGCAGCGGGCCUAUGAUCAGGCAAUACAUGAUGUUGAUUUGCAGAAGUUGCCAGUUAGAUUUGCAAUGGACAGAGCUGGACUUGUUGGGGCUGAUGGUCCCACACAUUGUGGCGCUUUUGAUGUAACUUUCAUGGCAUGCCUCCCUAACAUGGUGGUGAUGGCUCCUUCCGAUGAGGCUGAGCUCUUCCACAUGGUUGCCACUGCCGCUGCCAUAGAUGACAGACCUAGUUGUUUCCGUUACCCCAGGGGAAAUGGAACUGGUGUUGCACUUCCUCAAGGGAAUAAAGGCAUCCCCCUUGAGAUUGGAAAAGGCAGGGUAUUGGUUGAAGGGGAGCGAGUAGCACUUUUAGGCUAUGGAACAGCAGUUCAGAGUUGUUUGGCUGCAGCAGCCUUAGUCGAACCGCACGGUCUACGGCUAACAGUUGCUGAUGCUCGCUUUUGCAAGCCUUUGGAUCAUGCCCUCAUUCGCGAACUUGCCAAAAAUCACGAGUUUUUGAUUACAGUAGAAGAAGGAUCUAUAGGAGGUUUUGGAUCUCAUGUUGCUCAGUUUAUGGCCCUUGAUGGCCUUCUUGAUGGCAAAACAAAGUGGAGACCAAUUGUUCUACCUGAUCGAUACAUUGACCACGGUGCGCCUGCUGAUCAGUUAGCCGAAGCUGGUCUCACGCCUCCUCACAUUGCAGCCACUGUUUUUAAUGUACUAGGACAAACAAGAGAGGCCUUGAAGGUUAUGACGUGAGUGAGAAUCAAGAAACUUAUAUAGAAGAUAAUUUUUUUUUUACACAUUUCAUAAAGUAAAAAAGAACAAAAAUAUAUAUGUUGACGUGAUGAAUAAGUUUAUAGUUUGUGUAAAGGUAAUUAGCAUUUAAGGCAAUGUGAUCCUUCUCCUUCUAA